GUUCAUACUUCAUACGUACUACAACAUUCCAUACAUACACCAAAAACUUCAAAGCCCCCACAAAUCUCUAACACAAACUUUAAAUUUCUAAAGACGCAAAGAGAAAGACAAAACCCGGAUCCGAUUCCGGUACCCUGAAUAUGCCAAUCGGGUGGGUCAAAUCCUUACAUUGCAAAUCAAGAGCAUUCGACGAUGUCUAUCAUCAUCAUCACUCCAACAACGGUAAACUCUUAUUGCCAAGUUACAGCUGCAGAAAAAACGUUAGAGACGUCGUCGAUAACCGACCCGGAACCGUUAAGAAAAGCCCAAAACCCGACCCGAAUUUACGACGUUUACGCUCUUCUCGUCGACCCGAAUCAGACUCCAAUUCACAUAACCCGACCCGAAGAAGUGUAUCAGCUCGAGCUUCCUCUGAAUCAGCAUUGCCCGUAUUGACUGAUCUUCCCGACGGUCAUCCGUCGAGAAACGUCGUGGAGAUAAUAUUUCAAUCUAGUUGGAGCUCCGAUGAGUUUCCGGGUCGGGUUGAAAUGAUCUUUAAAGUUGAAAACGGGUCAAAAGCUGUGACCCGGUUUGAGGAAUAUAGAGAAGAUGUGAAAUCGCGAUGGCGUACGAAAUUUGAUUCCGAUGAGGUUAACGGCGGCGCGUGUGAUGAAGACGCGCGGUGUUUGGCUGAUGGGAAUGAGAUGAUGAGGUUUUUUCCUUUGGGUCCGAUUCCGGGAGGAAUUAACGGCGGCGCGUGGGGUUUUCCUGGUGGUAAAGGAGCGGCGGUUUGUACGUUUUCGGGUAGCGGUGAAGCGCAUGCGAGCACAGGCGGCGGAGGAGGGAGGAGGGCGAUGUUGAUUUGUAGAGUAAUUGCGGGUCGGGUUGCGAAGAAAGGUGAAUUCGGGUCGGAUUCAGUAGCGGGUCGAGCUGGUGAGUUGAUUGUCUUCGAUGCACGCGCCGUGUUGCCUUGUUUCUUAAUCUUUUUCAGAUUGUAAAAAAUUAUUAUUAUUAUAAACCAAUAAAAUUAAUUUUGAUUU
Messenger RNA from Arabidopsis arenosa, 1019 nucleotides. The record is from the annotation of a GenBank genome assembly. Lineage: Eukaryota; Viridiplantae; Streptophyta; Magnoliopsida; Brassicales; Brassicaceae.